Messenger RNA from Rubroshorea leprosula, 3053 nucleotides. The record is from the annotation of a GenBank genome assembly. Lineage: Eukaryota; Viridiplantae; Streptophyta; Magnoliopsida; Malvales; Dipterocarpaceae.
GAAAAUUUCCAGAUCUGCUCUGCUCUGUUCCUUCCGUCCAUGCCCUGCUGUGUGUGUGGGUGUGAAUUUUCCAAAUUUUUUAUAAGAAACAGCCACCAAUUCCUCUGUUAUUCCUUGAAUUGGCUUGGGUUUACUCUAAUUUCUUUUGAUUCUCCCAAUUUUUGGUAGAUUCCCCAAAAUUUUUCUGCACUUCUCGUCGGCCUCCCCAACCCACUGCUCUGGUUUUUGCUUGCUAAAAUUCUAAUGGCUCCAAAACGGCGUGGGCACCCGAGGGGUGGCUAUAAGGAUCAGGGUUUCUUAGUUUCUGUCAUUGAUGCUAGUAAUGUGACGUUGAGACUAAAAGACAUCCUUGUGGUGUGUGAGUUUCUGGAUGUAUUUCUAGAGGAUCUCCCAAGGUUACCUUCAGAUAGGGAGAUUGAAUUUGCUAUUGAUCUUGUUCCUGGCACCAGACCUAUUUCCAAAGCCCCGUACCAUAUGGCUCUUGCGAAGUUGAAGGAGUUAAAGGUCCAGCUGGAGGAACUCCUUGAGAAAGGGUUUAUACGGCUUAGUGUGUCACCUUGGGGAGCUCCAGUGUUGUUUGUUAAAAAGAAGGGUGGGAGCAUUAGACUGUGCAUAGAUUACCGAGAACUGAAUAAGGUAUUUAGCAAGUACCUAGAUAAGUUUGUGGUUGUCUUUAUUAACGACAUUUUGAUUUACUCUUCUAGCCAUGCUUUUCAUGAAAAGCACUUAAGGACAGUUCUCAAGACAUUGAGAAGUGAGAGGCUGUGUGCUAAAUUUAAGAAGUGUGAAUUUUGGCUAGAUAGUGUUGCAUUCCUAGGUCACGUUGUGACUAAGGAUGGAAUCUCCAUUGACCCCCAAAAGAUUAAGGCCGUGGUGGAUUGGAAAAGGCUGAAUAGUGUUGCAGAAGUCCAUAGUUUUCUGGGAUUGGUUGGUUAUUACCAUCGAUUUGUGGUGGAUUUCUCUAGAAUUGCUCUGCCAAUGACCUGUCCGAUUAGGAAGGACGCCAAAUUUGAGUGGGCUCCAGAGUGUGAGAAGAGCUGUUUGACUCUUAAAGAGAAACUGGUCACUGCUCUUGUACUCGCACUUCCCAUCAAUGGGGAAGGAUUCAUUAUAUAUAGUGAUGCCUCUAAAAAGGGCAAAGCUAAUAACGUAGCAGAUAUGUUGAGUAGGAAGUCCUCUAGCACUGCCUCUAGCAUCCUUGCCACCCAAAAGGAGUUACUUAAGGAUCUUGUGAAACUGGAUGUGGAGUUGAGAGUGGACAGUACUACAACUUAUCUAGCUACUUUCAGUGCACAACCGACAUUAAUUGAUAGAAUUAAAGUUGCCCAACAAAAAGAUCCUUUCUUGCAAAGGUUGAAGGAAAAAGUAAAGACGGGGGAACCCCACACGCAAGAAUUUAGAGUGUCUAACGAUGAGACUCUGCGGUUUGGUGAUAGGUUGUGUGUACUAAGAGAUCAUGCUUUAAGGCGUGAGAUUAUGGGAGAUUCCUAUAAUACUAGUUACACAGUUCACCCAGGUAACAUUAAGAUGUAUCGUGACUUGCAUAGUAUGUUUUGGUGGCGGAAUAUGAAGUGGGAGAUAGCUAGAUUUGUCUCACAAUGCUUGACUUGCCAGAAAGUCAAGGCGGAACACCAAAGACUUCUUGGGAAGCUGCAGCCGUUACCUAUUCCCCAAUGGAAGUGGGAGAAUAUCACCAUGGACUUUGUGACAGGUUUACUGCGAACCUUAAAGGGAAAUGAUUCCAUCUGGGUCAUCAUUGAUCGAUUGACCAAGUCAGCACAUUUCUUACCUUACUGGACUGGCGCAUCCAUUGAGAAGCUUGCCAAUAUGUACAUGAAUGAGAUAGUUAGGCUGCAUGGAGUCCCUGUGUCUAUUAUGUCAGAUAGAGAUACAAGAUUCUUAUCUCAUUUUUGGACAAACUUGCAGCAGGCACUUGGUACUCAAUUAAAUUUCAGCACAGCCUUCCAUCCUCAAACUGACGGGCAAUCUGAGAAAACUAUUCAGAUACUGGAGGACAAGUUGAGGGCUUGUGUUCUAGAUUGGAAGGGUUCAUGGGAUCAACAUUUAUCCAUGGCUGAAUUUGCCUAUAAUAAUAGUUACCAGUCCAGCAUCUGCAUGGCACCGUUUGAGGCUUUGUAUGGUCGAAGGUUUGGCAUCCAGAGAAAAUUGAGUCCAAGGUAUAUUGGACCAUAUCCUAUUCUAGAAAGGGUUGGUGAGGUAGCUUACCGAUCAGAGUUAUUUGGAAAUUUAGCGAGUGUUCAUGAUGUGUUCCAUAUGUCUUUACUUCGGAACUAUAUUCUUGACCCGAGCCACCUCAUUGAUCCUAAACCCAUUCAGCUUCAAGAAGAUCUCACUUAUGAUGACCGAACAAGAGGCCAAGCACCAACACAUCACCCACUUGAAAGAACCGAUAAGAAAAGCUUGAUUUUCCCUUCUUUCUUGUUCAAGACCAAGAUUUGGAGCCUUGAAACCUCCCCCCCUGUAGGAAAAUUUCUAGAUCUGCUCUGCUCUGUUCCUUCCGUCCGUGCCCUGCUGUGUGUGUGGGUGUCCAUUUUCCAAAUUUCUAAUUCCCCAAAAUUUUUCUGCACUUCUCGCCGGCCUCCCCAACCUAUAGCUCCGGUUUUUGCUUGCUAAAAUUCUGGUUCUUCAUUGUUCUGUCACCCCAGCACUUGGAGUGAAUUUUUGUAUAUGUGAUUGAGGAAGUGAGAUCCGAGACACGAUUAACCAGGGGGAGUGACGAGAUAGAUGGCUAGUCAGUAUUUUAGACUUAGAUCCUUUUAGGCUUAGGCCGUUAGCCACACAUGCUUGUCAUAGAUGUGAAUUUUUUUUUUUUUUUUUGUAUACUGAAUUUUCCUUGGUUAUAGCCAUGAUUGUUUUAUAAACUUUUGCACAUUUGGACUAGCAAAUUUUUGGUAAUUAUGAGUAUAGUAAGUUCCGAGCGUUGUGCAUUUGUGAAACCAAUUCACGAGUGCAUGACGUUUGUUUUGCUCUUAGUUUUGGGGUGUGACAUUUGCAAAGGUAAUUUUGAGGUCCAACAAAAAUUCAAUUGCUAC